This is a messenger RNA of Conger conger (European conger), 2158 nucleotides long. Its product is annotated as endoplasmic reticulum junction formation protein lunapark-B-like. The coding region runs from base 185 to 1441 and encodes 418 amino acids. Gene Ontology annotation, cellular component: endoplasmic reticulum tubular network. Gene Ontology annotation, biological process: endoplasmic reticulum tubular network organization. The record is from RefSeq and is a predicted model, not a curated record. The transcript is spliced from 13 exons. Lineage: Eukaryota; Metazoa; Chordata; Actinopteri; Anguilliformes; Congridae.
UUCUGUGGCAAGGCAUGAUGGGAAGGAGUUUUGCACAGGCGGGUUAGACUUGGAGGCCGAAAUGCUUUAGCAGAUGGGAGUGUAAGCCAACAUUAUUAGUGUGUACAGUGUUUCGUGUACCAGCACACGCUAGGAAACGGCUCCUGAGGAGCAGACAUAGUUGACUGCGUUCCACCACGGAGAAAUGGGGAAUGUGGUGUCACGGUGGAAGGCAAAACCUUCCACUGUGGAUGUUCUGGAAACUAUAGACAAGGACAUAAAGGACCUGGAGGAGUUCCGGGAGAAGAACGAGAGGCUGCGGAAGCUGUGGGUGGGAAGGCUGCUGCUGUAUUCCUCUGUGCUGUACCUGUUCACCUGCCUGAGCGUGUACCUCUGCUUCUUCCCCGACCAGUGGACCGAGAAGCUCCUCCUGGCUCUGCCCCUCGCGCUGUUUCCUGUGCUGGUCUGGUUUAUGAGGAAACUUCUGAUUUACCUCUUCGCAAAGAGAACUGAACGAAACAAUGAAAAAUUAGGUGAUCUCCGAACCCAGAAAAAAAAAAUACUCGAGGAAGUGAUGGAGAAGGAAACGUACAAGAAUGCUAAAUUGAUCCUGGAAAGAUUUGAUCCAGAGUCAAAGAAAAAAGAUCUAGAAUCUUCUCCAGUGGGGCCCCAAAUGACUCCAAGACCAGGCCAAGAACUUCGUCAUCGGACCCUUUCCCAGAGGCCCCCGGGUCUGGCGACACCGGUGGGGGCUCCCCGUCCCCCGCUGGCCCCCGGCACCACCCCGUCAGGGGCCCCGCUGCACUCGGCCCCCGGGGGCCCGCCCGAGAGGAUGGGGACCCCCCACAGCCCGAUGCGGCGGCCCCUGAGCCCAGCCACGCCCAUCCCAGGGCUGGGGAUGCACCCGCCGGGCCCUCCGCUAGCCAGACCCAUUCUGCCACGGGAGAGGGGAGCUGUUGACCGAGUGAUCGAGUACCUGGUGGGGGACGGCCCUCAGAACAGAUAUGCCCUGAUCUGCCAGCAGUGUGUGUCUCACAAUGGCAUGGCACUAAAGGAGGAAUUUGAAUACAUUGCCUUCCGAUGCGCGUACUGUUACUUCCUGAAUCCCGCGCGCAAGACCCGCCCACAGGCCCCCCGGCUCCCAGAGUUCAGCUUUGAGAGACGGCAGUGCUCCGAGUCGCCCACCCUGGCCCCUUCCACUGCCUCCGAGGACGAAGAGCCGGUCUCUGCCACAGAUGAACCCCGCGAAGAGCCCUCCCGUUCGGAAAGCCCUUGCUCAGAGCCUCCCCACUCAGAAAGCCCUGCUCCAGUGGCAGAUCUCCCAGCCGACGAGACCGGGCCGGUGGAUGAGCCUCCUGGGGAAGAAUGUUCCGGAACAGCAGAUUCAGAGGAACAAGAAGAAGAGCUGAGGCCUCUGGGAUCUGAAGAAGAGCAGAAGGUCUCUCAAACAGAAGUGGAAUAAAAGUCACGUGAUUUCAACUGAGCAAGUGAUUGGUCCACAUGUUCUUUUUUUUUUUUUUGCUUUGAGAUGAGUGUCUGAAUGCUAGCUUGAGACUGUAUGUUUGUAAGCGACCCAACCCUAAGAUUUAGGAAGGCCUUUCGGUAGGUGGGAAUUAGAAUUAUGGGAGUAAAAAAAAUAAUUUCAUAAAAAAAGGUUCUAUUAACUGCAUCCUCUGCCAGGGGUUUGAUAACCUAAACACUUUUGUAUAUAGAGCGGAUGCUGACAGCAAGUUCAUUUUGUUGAUUUUGAGUUUGUGGUCCAUUUCUCUUUUCUGUCAAUUUUGUGAAAAUGAUAAUUUGCCAAACGAGUGCUGCUUGGUUUCAGUUUAGUUUACAGGAUUUUAUUAGUGUUAAAGGAUAUCUGCAUUAUAAAUGGAUGGCUACUGUUGCUAACUUUUUAAAACAUAUUUAUGAGUAAUAUUUAAGUCUGAUAUGGUACGUUUUAUUAAAGAAUUGUAAAGUAUUGGUUACUUGUAGCACAGGGAGGCCAGCUUCAUGUUUACAGUCAUAGGAAACCAUUAUUUAUUCCUAAAAACACACCUGUGUCUGUGUUUUAACAGUUCGCUGAGAAGAUGAAAUUAAAAAUAGAUCAUUUAUCUUCCCACGGCAGAUUUUGUUUUAUGUCCUUUGUAAAAUAAUUGUUAAAUGUUUGUGGCACUCAUUAAAUGUUUUAAAACCA